UUUGGUGCACUUUGGUGAUCCGGAUUUCUUAAUUCAUAUUUUCAUGUAAAUACUACGCGUUUUCAAUAAAUUUAACGAAAGUAGAGAUAUAGAUAGAAUUCGAAUAAUUUUAUGUGAAAUAGGUCAAUAGCAUCAAGCGCUAUACGAUUGCGUAAUGUCGUUGUUUUCUAUAGUUUUCGAGUUUGCGCACUGGAUCAUUACUGCAAAUAUCAAUACUUCACUAUGCAAGACCCAUAAUCGCUAUAUUAAAAUGCGCAUGCGUUAUAUGUCCUUAGAUAACAGCGAAAAAAUCACUACACAAACCCCACGUAGCAUACAUAAGUGGGAUAAAUUAUCUAAAGUUCGUAAACUAAGUAUGCUAUUGCUAGUUAUUGUUUGACAAUGUCUAUAACAAUUACAAAUUUUGAAAGAUGUUGCCGACUUUGCGCAGAAGAACAGGAAGUGACAAUAAUGCUAUUCAGUGAGGAAGCUGAGGCAAUGCUGCUCAAAAAAAAGUUAAACAAAUACUUGUUGAUUGAGGUUGAGGAAGAUGACAAAUUACCUAAGAAUAUUUGUAUCAAAUGUUGCUCUAAACUGCAAACAGUUUGUGAAUUUAUUGAUAAAGCCCUCCAAGCACAGGAGAUAUUACAAAAUUACAGUCUUGCUUUGAACCAGCCUGAAGAGCCAGUAAAAGUGAUAAAAGUUAUAAAACAAGAGUAUGAUAGUGACGAUGAAGUUAAAUUUGCAACUAUGGAAAUCAGUGUUGAUCCAAUGGUGGUCCUACAGAACUCAGAAGACACCCAAGAGGAAUCAUCAAAUCCAAACACAGCAGAAAACAGUGAAUCCGAGGAUCAAGACGUAACACAUCUUCACAGUGUUGAUGGAGAGGAUGUGACAAUAAAGCUGAUUAAAAAAGGGGAUAAGACUGAAGACCUGGCUGAACAAAGUGAGAGUAUUAUAAAACCUUUUCCUUGCUUGACUUGCCACAGAGGUUUUCAUACAGAGUUGGCUCUGAGAAGCCAUUUGUGGACUCAUAAACCAGAAACAACUCCCACAUCAAGUAACCCAAACACAUUCAAAUGUACCAUUUGUCGGGAACAGUUUGAUUCUAAAAUACAAUUUUUGGAACAUCUAAAGAUUCAUAAUACACCCGGCAUGUGCAAAUUAUGUGGAAGAAGAUUUAGAACAGAAGCUAAUUUAGAGGCUCACUUGGAAACACAUAAAUCAACCACAGGCAAAUCAUACCCGUGCAAAGUGUGUGGACGUUCUUACAACACAAGUAGCAAUUUGAAAACACACAGUGUAACCCAUAGUAAUGAAAGACCAUACCAAUGUCAGUAUUGCAGAAAAUGCUUUAAAAGAAAUCAAGAUUUGAAGUUCCAUAUAAAUCAACAUACUGGAGCGAAACCCUACAAAUGUCCAUUUUGUGACAAACGUUUCGCCAGCUCAGGCAACUGCUACUCGCACAAGAGUCGCAUGCACCCCGGACGACGCUCGGAGAGCAUAGUUAGAACACGUGAUGGAAAUGGUAAAAUGAUAGAAGCUAUGCGGGAAGCGAAGAGCAGAAAAAUCGAAGCUCUGCGUGAAAGGAAAAUUAAACCAGACAUUGCGACUCGGAGUGGUCAAGCUAUGCAGUUUCGAGCUAUAGCACCCAGACCUGUAUACAAUGCCAAGGGACCCUUGAAAUACCAGUGCACGUUGUGCGAACAUAGCUUCCUGAAAAGGGACAAUUUUACAUAUCACAUGUACCAGCACACAGGGGAAAAACCGUUUAAUUGCUCGUACUGCAGUGAAAAGUUCGUAACCAGACGAGGUCUCGCCAUACACCACGACCGCUCGCACCCCAGCAUCGACCGCCCGCUCGCUUUGUUGACGAGAAAUGUUUUACUCAAGUAACAGUAUUGCUGAAUUGUAUUAGAUUUAUUCAAUGUAUGGUAGAUACGCGAUUUUUAGUUUUUUUCGUGACAUUCAGAGUUUUUUUGCUCGUGUGAAACGUUUGUAACCAGAUGAGGUCUCACCAUAAGCCAUCACUGUUCGCACCCCGGCCGGUCUCUUUGUUGACGUGAAAUGUUUUACUCAAGUAACAGUAUUGUUUAUGUAUUACGCAAAUGUAUUCGAUUUAUUGUGUCCAUAUGUAUUAUGCACUAAGAGGUUUUAGAUUGCAACACCAUUUUAGUUAAGGACAUGUCCCAAUUUUGUAUGGAGACUGGGCCUUUAUUAUAUUAAGUAUGUCGUUGGUCGCAGGCUAGUCAGGUGAAAUUCGUUAUCAACCCAUAUUCGGCUCACUUCUGAACAAUAUUGUUUAGGUAUUACUCAAAUUUAUUAGAUUUAUUGUGUCCAUAUGUACUUAGAGGUUUCAGAUUGCCACACUAUGUUAGUAAAAUUAGACAAUUAGCGCCCGAUCAUAUGCCAUUAAUCUUUGAAACCCUUUGUUGAUGCUUCUAACAUUUGAUGUGCAAUUGUAUAGUUUUAAUUUUUUUGUAUAACCUUAUAGUAUAUCGACGGCCCCUAUGUAUAGUCCCAUAAUAUAGUAGAUACGCGACUUUCAGUUUUUUUUUGUGAGUUUAGAAACAGUUUUAUUACUCGUACUGCAAUCAAAAGUUUGUAACCAGAUGAGGUCUCACCAUACCAGGGCCGAUGAUUUCUAACAACCCGAUUCCUAUCGGUUUACUUUUAUUUAACGUGCUCAUCCAAAACAAAUGAGUCUACAAAAUUUCAGUCUUCGCUACUGCACCAUACACCAUGACUGAGUACUAGUGGGAGUUUCACGUUGACGUAAAACGCAAACUUAUAUGGAAUUGAGUUGUGCAGUAGUGCCACUAGAUGGCGCUGUUUCAAUUCCUUAGUAAUUCGCGUUUACGUUAACGCGAUCGUCACAGUAUCAAACUGCUACUAGGCCCUCUGUUCGCACCUCGGCCGCUCACUUUGUGGACGCGAAAUGUUUUACACAAGUAACAGUAUUGCUGAUAUUGUGUUUAUAUGUAUUAAGAGGUUUCUGAUUGCAAAAUCAUUUUAGUGAAAUUUGACUAGCCAUUCAUCUUCUUUGUUGUAAUUAAUUAAGUUAUGACUGUUUCAUGUUCUAUUUUUUCGAAUUACAAUAUGCUGUGGAAUAAUAUAUCACGAUUGAUGUUUUAUAAUAAUAAAAUGGCAACAUGUUAAAUUAAUUAUAAACAACUGUGUUGUUCAGCUUGCAAGUAAAGCUUUUUCAUGUUGAUGCUUUUUCAUGUUAAUUUAUAUGCAUUUUUUUUAAACCUUGUAUUAUAUAUCAAGUUUUUUUACAAUUUCAUUUUAUAAAUUACAGUAUAUUUUAAUAUACAGGGUGUUGCGGGGUAUGUCCUAUAAUUUCAAGGUGUUGACAGGUUCACUUAUAUGAGCCGAACUGCAUAACAAAAUUUAUUUCAACUAAAAAAAAUAUGUUUCCUACAAAUUAAUUCAAAUAAUUCCGACUAUCCAUCUAACACACGCCUUUAUCUGUCUUUGCAUUUUAAAAUACGUUAUCGUAGUGGUAAGACUGUCGAUAUCGACAAGAUAUUGCAGCUGGCACUUUGCACUUCACUACUAAGCUACUUUAUGGUUGGCUAGGUAAUAUAAGGAUAUAUGGGACACAAUUUAACAUCUUGCUAAAGAAAUAUUUAUUACUAAGAAAAUAUUCAUUUUAGAUCACAUGUUCCUUAGACAUUUUUAAUUAAUUUUCAUUAAAGAAUAUAACCCUAGAGUUAUGGGAAAUACUCCGAGCAUCCUGUAUAGUCAAAUCAGAAGUAGAUUUAUUAAAAAAAAAAAACUUUUUGUUUAGUCACGCCGUCGCUCAAGACUUGUACGUUGUACGUACGUACUAAUACGUUGGUACUCGUAGUCAACGUUUACUUGCCGUUGAAACGUGUUGGAAAAUGAUGUGUGUAAAGGGUGUCCCGUAAUUAAUGGAUCAAACAAAUAGUUGGUGUUUAACCCGCUUGUGUUUGUGAUUGCAUAGAUUAAGAGUUCCUUGGAUAUCUGUUUCGGGCCUGGUAUUAACCUGACGAAGCGCAGUGAAGCGUGUUUGUAACUUUCACACUAUUAUUGACUUUGCAUAUAUUGAAAUGAAGUGGUAUUAACAUCUAUGCUCUACUAUAGGGGAGUAAUUCCCUUGCUUAUGCCUUUAUCACUGGCACUUGCUUGACACAUUAUUUAAUAAAAAAAAUUACAUAGUCAACAACCAUGAGGAAGGCUUAGGAGGUCGGUGUCAAUGCCAAUGUACUUAUUCUACGAAUAUUAAUUUCAGUCAGUAAAAUGACAUUUCAGAGACAGUUGCACUUGACAUUUUACUAGUAAAAUGACAUUACAGUGACAGUUGUACUUGUCAUUUUAUUGACUGGAAUUAAUAAUCGUAGAAUAGUUGGAGUUACGUUGGUACCUACACUCUUGAGUGUAGUAUAUGUACAUACACGUUAAUGUAAUGAUAUAAAAUAUGUAUAGAUUGAACUGAAGUAUUAAUUGUGUUAUAUUUUGAUGUAAUUACACAUAAAUUCCAAAGAUGAUAUGUAGAUACUUAAAUAUAAUAAAGGUAUGAGUAACGAA
Bicyclus anynana (squinting bush brown) is the source of this 4533-nucleotide messenger RNA. RefSeq names its product zinc finger protein 470. Gene Ontology annotation, cellular component: nucleus. The transcript is spliced from 5 exons. The record is from RefSeq and is a predicted model, not a curated record. NCBI's taxonomy places the organism in Eukaryota, Metazoa, Arthropoda, Insecta, Lepidoptera, Nymphalidae. Bases 382 to 1875 code for a protein of 497 amino acids. Gene Ontology annotation, molecular function: zinc ion binding.